CUGGUUAGAAUGAAUAAAACCAAACACAGCAAUAAUAACAAGUGUUCAGUCAUGAUGACGUCUAUAGGUGUACUGCUGUUGAGCCUGGUAGCUGCCAUGUCAGUAUAUGCAGACAUGAACCUGGAGUGUGGGCCUGGUUUUGUGACCGUCGUGUGGACAGAGCACAGAGCUCAGGUUGACACGUCACUCUUUCGUCUUGGGAACUGUUACCCCACCAGCCUGUCUGCUAGGGAGGCUGUUUUCAAUGUGGACGUCAAUGAUUGUCACUUCAAGAGACUGGUUACUGGUAAUCAGAUGACUUACACCAAUGACCUGGUCUACAUUUCCUCUCCUGAUUCUCACAUUGCUCCCUUCACUCACCCGGUCGUCUGUGUGUAUGAGAGGCCCAAAGACUGGUACCCCAUGAUCUAUGACCCAGUGUUUAACACAUAUGGUGACGGAGAGCUGGUGUUCCACAUUGGACUAAUGAAUGAUGACUUCUCAGGCCCGGCUGAAUCCACCAGCUUCCCUCUUGGCUCCUUCAUCCCCGUCAUGGCCAGUGUGGAGCAGAAAACCCAUCAGCCCUUGCUGCUGCUGCUGGAGGAAUGUGUUGCUUCAACUACACCAGAGCUGCAACCUGGGAGCCGUAUGUUCCCAAUUAUCACCAAUAAGGGAUGUUUGAUGGACAGUAAGGUAGCCAGAUCACGAUUCGAACCAAGGCAAAAAUCUUCAGAGAUCCACCUAUCCCUUCAAACCUUCAGAUUUGCUCUGGGAGAGGAGGUUUUUAUCCACUGCCAACUAGUCGCUUGGGCUCCCGAGCUUCUUGACCACACCAUGAAAGCCUGCCACUAUGUCAAGGAUUACGGUUGGGUGCUGCUGGACAAUCCUGACUACAACAAUCUUUGUGACUGCUGUGAAUCCAGCUGCAAAUCCAGGAGGAGGAGGAGUACAAUAUCUGGGAACCAUGGAAUAAUGCAGAAAGCUGUGCUUGGUCCGUUGACCAUCACUGAUGUGACGUCCUGACGUGUCUUUGGGGCCUGGCUCCAUGUCAAGACUGGUUCCUUCUGAAUUUUGUUUUUAUUCUUGGUUUAAAGCUGAAUGCCUGCCUGUAUCUACAUUUCAGAUUGUAAUAUAAAGAUGUUGCAAAACACAAA
Labrus bergylta (ballan wrasse) is the source of this 1133-nucleotide messenger RNA. RefSeq names its product zona pellucida sperm-binding protein 3. NCBI's taxonomy places the organism in Eukaryota, Metazoa, Chordata, Actinopteri, Labriformes, Labridae. The record is from RefSeq and is a predicted model, not a curated record.